Molecule: messenger RNA, 997 nt
Organism: Lolium perenne
Lineage: Eukaryota; Viridiplantae; Streptophyta; Magnoliopsida; Poales; Poaceae
Product: protein LURP-one-related 6
Source: RefSeq, a predicted model, not a curated record
AUUGUCUGAGAACUUCGAUACGCAGGAUAUCAUGGGUGCGUACACGACCCUCAACCCAGUUGUCAGCAAGUUCUUCUGCAGCUCUCUGCAGGCCGUGCUUCUGGUCCGGCGGCGUCCACCUACCGUGACUGGCGGCGGCUUCGUCGUCACCGACCGGGAGCAGAGGGUCGUCUUCAGCGUGGACGGCUGCGGGAUCAUCGGCGCCAGUGGGCAGCUCGUCGUCAGGGACGGCGAUGGCACGGCGAUCCUCUUCAUUUACAAGAAGGGAGGAGUUGUUCAAGCUUUGAGCGUGAACAACAGGUGGAGAGGGUACCUGAUGGACUAUGGUGAGCCGAGCAAGCCGGUGUUCACUUUACAAGACCCUAAGGUGCUUCUCAGCUGCAUGCCGGGCGAUGUCCGGGUCACCGUGGAACCCAAGGGAAGGAAGCGGCAGUGGGACUACGAGGUGACCGGAUCCUUCCCCGAGAGAGCUUGCGCCGUCAAAAGCCGAGCAGGACACGUGGUGGCACAGAUUGGAAUGAAGGGGAUGAUGGCCGGCAGGGACUUCUACCAUGUGGUGGUGCAACCGGGCUAUGACCAAGCCUUUGUAAUUGGUGUGAUUGCCAUCCUUGACAACACGAAUGGAGAAUCCACAAGGUGUUAACCAUACAGAAUGGGAGUUGUUGGGGUGAUCGCAUUAGUCACUCGAUCCAUAUGGUUGUAUACAAGAAAUUUGUUCGAACUGUACAUAUUAAUUGGUUGAUUAUUUGUUGAACUCCCUCUAUAUAGAAUUAUAAGAUCGUUCUAGCACACUGUUGUAUUAACCUGAACGUCUUAUAAUUUGGUAUUAAAGAAAUACUAUACUACGUGUUUUUUUUUUUUUUUUUUUUUUUUGCUUUUCAUUGCUAGCUUAGAGUUCAUAGGGUAUGCUAAGUGUGCUAGUAUUGUAAACGGUGUAAGGUUGACGUUGUUGAACAUGGAAACGAAUAUGUGCAUACAUUUACACUUUAUCCCUCUA